Messenger RNA from Cucurbita pepo subsp. pepo (vegetable marrow), 3693 nucleotides. RefSeq names its product Translation initiation factor 2, small GTP-binding protein (gene FUG1). Gene Ontology annotation, biological process: translational initiation. NCBI's taxonomy places the organism in Eukaryota, Viridiplantae, Streptophyta, Magnoliopsida, Cucurbitales, Cucurbitaceae. The record is from RefSeq and is a predicted model, not a curated record. Gene Ontology annotation, cellular component: cytoplasm. Gene Ontology annotation, molecular function: GTP binding; GTPase activity; translation initiation factor activity.
GAAAUCCAAAAUAGGAGAGCCUUAUCUCCUCGAGCGUUAAUCGAUAGGCUGGGAAAGAGCCACACACGCUCACACCCCCAUCUCCCCGAAGCCCACCACCAAAUUUCUAGCUUCAUUGCCUUCAGAACCAUAUGUUUUCAUAAACAUCCUCAUCCACUGGCGCCUCUUCAAACUCUCCAUUCAUUUCAAGUCGCAUGCGUCAAGAGAUUGAAUUCUGGGGUUUCGAAGCAAUUUUGUUUGAUGGGUUUGUUUAGAGCCAUUGAUUGAUUAAGUAGGACGAGAUUUUAGUUGUGAGUAUGCAAGGAACAGGAACAAUGGCGUCUGUGGCUUCCUUGUUCAACUUAUCUGGUGUUGGAGUGAUUGGAUCAUCAGAAAAGCCUCGCUCUCAGUUUCGUGGAGUGUGUUUAUCGAGGAGAGGGUUUAAAGGAAGCAAUAAAUGGUAUUAUGUUCCAUUUCCUCUCUGUAAAUAUUCAGCUACAACAACAACUGAUUUCAUUGCCGAUCAAGGCAAUGCCAUCUCUGUUGAUUCUAAUAGUUCUUAUAUUAGAAGUAAAGAUAAUGAUGGCACAGAUUUUCUUCUUAAGCCAGCCCCUAAACCAGUGUUGAAAGCUGCAGAAUCUAAGCCUCCCCUUGUAGGUUUGAAUAAAGUAGCUUGGGAAUCUCCGAAAAGUAAUGGCGAUUCGAACGGUAGCCGAAAAUUGUUGGAUAAUGAAGAGGAAAGGAGUAAGGUGAUUGAGUCUCUUGGGGAGGUAUUGGAAAAGGCUGAAAAGUUGGAGACUCCGAAGUUGGGUGUGAAUAAACCAGGAAGAGGUGUAGAUAAGCCAACGACAUCAGGGUCGAGCUCUAGUUCGAAUUCGAAAUCAAAUCGCUCGAGAAGUGUUUGGCGUAAGGGGGAUGCAGUUGCACCAGUGCAGAAGGUUGUAGCGGAACCGUCUAAGGCUAGUGGUAAAGUUGAAGCUAAACCGGGGGGAGCUAGUACGGUAGAGCCUCAAUCACAAGCUGGUUUUCGAACUCCUCAACCACUUGUGAAACCACAAUCAAGGUUACAAGCAAAGCCUUUGGCUGCGCCUCGGCCUGUGUUAAAGAAACCAAUUCUGAAGGAUGUCGGGGCAGCGACUGUGACAGCAAAUGAUGAAAGUAAUGCAGCGGCGAAGACAAAAGAGAGAAAGCCGAUUCUGAUUGACAAAUAUGCUUCGAAGAAACCUGUAGCUAAACCGUUUGACUCUGAAGCCGUCAUGGCCCCGAAAAAACCUGGAAAAGCCCCCUCUCCUGGAAAGUUCAAGGACGAGUACCGUAAGAAGAAUGUUGCAUCGGGAGGUCCAAGAAGGAGAAUGGUUGAUGAUGUGGAAAUCCCGGACGAUGUUUCCAUUCCUAGUGUGACUACAGCACGAAAAGGAAGGAAAUGGAGCAAGGCAAGCCGUAAGGCUGCUAGAAUCCAGGCUUCUAAAGAUGCAGCUCCGGUGAAAGUCGAAAUUCUAGAAGUUGAAGAAAGUGGUAUGUUACUUGAGGAAUUGGCCUUCAACUUGGCUAUCAGUGAAGGCGAAAUUCUCGGGUAUUUAUAUUCAAAGGGGAUUAAGCCUGAUGGUGUGCAAACUUUAGACAAAGAUAUCGUGAAGAUGAUUUGCAAAGAGUACGAUGUGGAGACCAUAGAUGUUGAUCCGGUUAAAGUUGAAGAAUUGGCUAAAAAGAAGGAUAUUUUUGAUGAAGAAGAUCUCGAUAAACUUCAAAGCAGGCCUCCAGUCAUCACCAUUAUGGGACAUGUCGACCAUGGCAAGACGACACUUUUGGACUACAUCCGCAGGAGCAAGGUAGCUGCAUCGGAAGCUGGUGGUAUUACUCAAGGAAUUGGUGCUUAUAAGGUGAUGGUACCACUAGAUGGCAAGUUGCAGCCUUGUGUGUUCCUUGACACUCCAGGUCACGAGGCGUUUGGAGCCAUGAGAGCUCGUGGUGCUCGGGUGACAGACAUUGCCAUCAUUGUGGUGGCUGCUGACGAUGGAAUCCGGCCUCAGACAAAUGAGGCUAUAGCUCAUGCCAGAGCAGCUGGAGUGCCAAUAGUGAUUGCGAUAAAUAAGAUCGACAAAGAUGGAGCUAAUGCAGACAGAGUGAUGCAGGAGCUUUCCUCUAUCGGUUUAAUGCCAGAAGACUGGGGCGGUGACGUCCCUAUGGUGCAGAUUAGUGCUCUUAAAGGGCAGAAUGUGGAUGACCUGUUGGAAACAGUAAUGCUUCUUGCUGAGUUGCAAGAACUGAAGGCUAAUCCUGAUAGAAGUGCGAAGGGGACAGUUAUCGAGGCAGGUCUUGACAAAGCAAAAGGACCGUUCGCUACGUUUAUUGUACAGAAUGGAACCCUUAAACGGGGUGACGUUUUAGUAUGCGGGGAGGCCUUCGGGAAGGUUCGAGCUUUAUUUGAUGAUGGCGGAAAACGGGUCGACGAAGCUGGACCUUCCUUACCAGUGCAGGUCAUUGGGUUAAAUAUUGUGCCAAUUGCUGGUGAUGAAUUCGAGGUUGUCGAUUCCCUCGAUACAGCUCGUGAGAAGGCCGAGUUACGCGCUGAGGCCUUGUGGUCUCAACGAAUAUCAGACAAGGCUGGAGAUGGGAAGGUUACCCUUUCUUCUUUAGCUUCGGCAGUUUCAUCGGGAAAGCGAUCCGGGUUAGACUUGCACCAACUGAACAUAAUCUUGAAGGUCGACGUUCAGGGAUCGAUCGAGGCUAUUAGACAAGCCCUUCAGGUGCUCCCGCAAGAUAACGUCUCCUUGAAGUUUCUUUUGCAAGCAACUGGGGAUGUGACCUCCAGUGAUAUUGAUCUUGCAGUUGCAAGCAAAGCCAUAAUUCUAGGAUUUAAUGUUAAAGCACCAGGUUCUGUUAAGAGUUAUGCAGAAAAUAAAGCUGUUGAGAUCAGGCUCUAUAGAGUCAUUUACGAGCUUAUCGAUGAUGUACGGAACGCAAUGGAAGGACUUCUAGAUCCUGUUGAGGAACAAAUACCAAUGGGGUCAGCAGAAGUCCGUGCAGUAUUCAGUAGUGGCAGUGGUCUUGUUGCUGGAUGCAUGGUAGUGGAUGGAAAGCUGGCUAAGGGCUGUGGCAUCCGGGUUCUGCGAAAGGGUAAAACGGUAUAUAAUGGCCAACUUGAUUCGCUGCGACGAGUUAAAGAAAUCGUGAAAGAGGUGAAUGCUGGCCUAGAGUGUGGCGUUGGGAUGGAGGAGUACAAUGAUUGGGAGGUGGGCGAUGUAAUAGAGGCCUACUACACCGUUCAGAAGAAGCGGACGCUUGAGGAGGCCUCAGCUUCAAUGGAAGCUGCACUGGAGGAAGCUGGAAUUGGCAUGUAGACAAAGAAACCCAGUAACUUGUCAGGCCAGCCUAGGCCAUACUUACCUUUAUGAUCAGAUGGCUAUGCCUUCUGCAAUGCUUUGGCCAUUUUUUGUCCAGUCAAUGUUCGACGAUACCAAAGACGAGGACGUGUGUCGUUGCUUUGUGAUUCACUUGAGGAGCAAGGUGACGUCGAGAAGCUGAAGGCUUUGUGUUGCUGUAAAUAUUCAAUACAUGUAUUAGAUCUCCGAUUCUUAUUGGUAAGAGGAAAACUGUUAUUAUUUGGUUCUCAAUGCUCGAGCGUUCAAUGCGAUGUAAACAGCAAACUGUGAACACAGCAUGAAAAUGGAAGAAAUGUCAACAAAUUUUCAAUGAUGUUCAAAUUUUGCAUCA